AUGCUCGCAAGGAGGGGCUUUAUUUGCUGUUGCUGCAUAUUUUCUACAAUUUCAGUGGGGUUAGGUGUUUCCAUCGAUCACUAUAUACGGCGCUAUGAGCCGGUUACCUACAACGCAACUGACGUUCACGGCCAGGUGCUCGCCCUGAAGGAGGAAAACGACGUCGCAACGCCCGUGCGGCUGGAUUUUUCAGCCUUCGAUAGGCACUUCAAGUUGCGGCUUUUGCCGGGCGCUAACGUUCUAGAACAUGGCGUUCUGGUUAACAUCUACAGUUCUAGCGGAGUCAGUUCCAAACCGGUCAACGCAGACAUUCUCUUUAGAGGAAAGCUAGAAGAUGAGGCAGAGUCAGUUGUUCACGGGCACAUCCAACGGGGACUGUUUAGCGGCGUUGUCAAGACAACCAACAGCACGUACCAAGUGGAACCGGCUGACAGAUACCGCCCGUUCUCGCGAGACUUCCCGCUCUCGCGAGACUUCCAUUCCGUCAUGUACGACCACAAUGACGUCAUCAACGGAUCACGCGAUGACGUCAACGUCUCCUUGAACUUUGCCUUCGUGGAUCACGUGACAAGAAUGCGCGCAGAAGUCAUACAUCUGGAAUCGGAUUUUUUCGACCCCAAAAUACCACAUUCUGAAGAAAUGCAUGACAGGAAUUUCACUGAAUUUAAGAGAAAAGCUUGGGCGAAAAGCAGGUAA
Molecule: messenger RNA, 696 nt
Organism: Branchiostoma belcheri (Belcher's lancelet)
Lineage: Eukaryota; Metazoa; Chordata; Leptocardii; Amphioxiformes; Branchiostomatidae
Product: disintegrin and metalloproteinase domain-containing protein 10-like
Exons: 4
Coding region: 1-696 (231 amino acids)
Biological process (GO): Notch signaling pathway; membrane protein ectodomain proteolysis
Cellular component (GO): plasma membrane
Molecular function (GO): metalloendopeptidase activity
Source: RefSeq, a predicted model, not a curated record